Molecule: messenger RNA, 948 nt
Organism: Didymosphaeria variabile
Lineage: Eukaryota; Fungi; Ascomycota; Dothideomycetes; Pleosporales; Didymosphaeriaceae
Exons: 1
Coding region: 1-948 (315 amino acids)
Molecular function (GO): carbon-sulfur lyase activity
Source: RefSeq, a predicted model, not a curated record
AUGUCUAGCACAAGCUCAUCUUCCUCUCUUCUUACGCCGCAAACAUCAUCGAUUUCCUCUCUCCCGACUGUGAUACCCUUCAUCAACAUCGACGAAGUUAUCAUGGCCGCCGAAACCAUUACGCACAUUGUUCUCUUCAAAUAUCGCUCAGAUAUAACAUGGAGCGACCUAGAAGACCACUUCAAAUACUUCAUGUCGCUGAAGACCCGCUCCUUACACCCUCAAACUGGCUUGCCACUCAUCAAAUCCUUGCGCGCCGGAAAGAAUACAUCUUGGGAGCCGCACUCGAAGGGCAUGACGCAUGCAUUUAUUCUAGAGUUUGCUUCACAAGAUGAUUUGGAUUACUAUCUGACAGCGGAGCCGGUGCAUGUGCAGUUUUCGCGGGAUGCGAAACCAUUAAUCGAAGACUCCUUGGUUGUGGAUAUCAAAGAUGGCGUAUUAUUUGGCGCCAAGGCGGAGCAUCCACUGCUCAAACAGAACGAGGGCGUAUGGAGAGGAAGCUGUCACUGUGAAACAGUGCGGUGGACGGUACGCUUAGAGAGCGCAGAGCAUGUGCUUUGCCAUUGUGCGACGUGUCAGAAGCUUGGAGGCGGGCCGUACUCGUGCAAUCAGAUCAUUCCAAAAGAUGAGCUUAGCAUUGUAUUGGGUAAAGGAAAUGUUGGCGAGUACAAGUACAAGGGCGCAAGUGGUGAGUUUGCAAGACACUUCGAACUGGGCUUGUGGGCGACCGUGCUAACGAAUGAAACAGGAAAAUCCGUGCAUUGCUACUUCUGCAAAACUUGCACCAGUCACAUCUAUCACCACCAAGAUGUCAUGCCUGAGAAGGUCAUUGUACGGACGUUAUUGCUCGAAGGCGGAAAUAAGAUGCCAGCUACAGGAGAAAUAUUUGCGGAGGGAAGAUUAAACUGGGUAAAAGAGCUCCGGGAUAACCUGGAGACCACCAACUAG